Periophthalmus magnuspinnatus is the source of this 2359-nucleotide messenger RNA. RefSeq lists its product as uncharacterized. The record is from RefSeq and is a predicted model, not a curated record. NCBI's taxonomy places the organism in Eukaryota, Metazoa, Chordata, Actinopteri, Gobiiformes, Gobiidae. Gene Ontology annotation, cellular component: cytoskeleton; cytoplasmic side of apical plasma membrane. Bases 262 to 1995 code for a protein of 577 amino acids. The transcript has 14 exons. Gene Ontology annotation, biological process: positive regulation of hippo signaling.
AACACGCGAUGGGGAGGAGGGGGUAAACCAGUCUAUGGGGUAGACCGUUGUCCUUAUUAAUGCUGUCAAGAGUUCAGUCUGGCACAGAAAUAAGUAAAAGUUUGCGUUUCCUAAAUAUCUGGGUGAACUUGUGAGAAACUUCAAGUCCUGACGAUGUGAAGAAUCAAUAUGGAUGACCUGCCCUGAAGUGGGAAGCGUGAGAUUGCUAAGAAUAGGACCACUGUUUUUGAUAACUUGCUUCCAUCGCCAGCAUAUGCAGUCAUGUCAAUCAAACUCGACAAAACAAUUUGCGUUCUUCUUCCCAACAAAGACCAGCUGGACAUCAAAGUUGGGCCAAGGACCACAGGACAGGAUGUCUUCAAUCGUGUAGCUGAGCGUCUUGGAAUCAAAGAACUGCACUUUUUUGGUCUCACAGUUGUCAAGGACAAUGAACACAUCUACAUAGACAUGGAAGACAAACUGACCAAGUAUUUCCCCAAGGAGUGGAAACAAGAAACGGGAAAGACAUUACUGAAGAAACCGUUGCCUCUGGUGCUCUGUCUUAAGGUUCAGUACUAUGUUGAGAAUGGAAGACUUCUUAGUGAACGCAAAGCACGGCAUCUGUACUAUUCAGACCUGCGUGAGCGAGUGCUGCGCUCAGAAUGCCGUCAGCAGGAGGAGGUGUACUUUCAGUUGGCAGGUUAUGCCUUACAGGCUGACCUGGGGGACCAUCCACCUCCAAGCAAAGACCUGGAGACCAUGCGUUAUUUUGAACCCAAAAAUUACUUCCCUCCAUGGAUUAUUGCAAAGCGUGGAGUAGACUAUCUUCUGUGCCAUGGUCCUAAAGUUCAUCAGGAUCUGUGGGGCAUGUCCUCCCGGGAUGCUGUCUUGCUCUUUAUCAGAGAGUCAUGCCGAUUGGAGGAUGUCCCAGUCACGUUUUACAAACUGCAAAAGGACAAAAAGGCUGAGAAAGGAACUGCGCUGCUUGGUCUGACCCUGAGAGGAAUGCAAGUUUAUCAGGAAGCGAACAACAUACGGCAGUUGGUGUAUGACUUCCCCUGGUCAAAUGUAGGCCGCCUCACUUUUCUGGGAAAGAAAUUUGAGAUCCAGCCAGACGGUUUGCCUUCAGCUAGAAAGCUUGUGUAUUACACCGGAUCAUCAUUUCGAUCUCGCCAUCUUCUCUUGCACUUAAGCAGCUGUCAUCGCCUCUACCUCAGCCUCCAACAUGCUCUUAAACACCUACGGCAGCUGGAGGAGACUGAAGAGAAAAAGCGGUACAGGGAGUCUUACAUUAGUGAUGACUUGGACAUGGAUCCUCCUGGGAGCGAGAGCAGUCCUGGUCUGUCUCGACACUCCACGAGCAGCUCUGGUAUCGAAGCAGACACCCGCCAACGCAGCAUCUCCACAGACAGAGCGUCUAUGGAGGAGGAGGGCCACAUUCAGACGGAGCUGUGCCUGAGCUCAGCAGCCAGCCGGGGUAGCUCCUGUACCUCUGGAGUGGAGGCUGGCAGUAAGACUCUAACUGAAGAUGACGAGUGGCCACAGGAAGACCAAGAAAAAACCCCAAAAGAAGAUCUUGUAGUUGACCACAAUGACAUGUUCCAGUUGACUGAUUCUCUUGAAGGUGUGUCAGUCGACUGCAUGGAUCUCUCAUUGUCGAAUCACUCAACAGAAAAUAAACCCGAGGAUCUGGAUUUGUCACAAAACAAAGAUAUGCAGAAACAGUUGCCUAAAUCCAGAGCCCAGUUGAGUGCAGACCGAUGCAGCCAAAGUCUUGAUGAUGUCCGUCUGCUCCCCUCUCCUGCCCCUUUGGGUAUGGCACUGCCUCCCAACUCCUCCCACAGUUGCACCUUUGGGUUCCCUGAUGCCCCCCUAAACAUAAAAACUCCCAUUGAACACAGUUAUUACCCACUUACACCGUGCCAAGACAAACCCACCUUCUAUGGUCGUAGAUCUACAAACUGCCUUUCCUUGGACUUGUUAGGAGAUGAGCAGCUACUGGAAUUUAUCUUCUGAAUGUAACAAGUAGGAAUGCACAUUCCUAUAACAAGUUCUGGAGUGCUCAAAGUUGUAAAAAGACAUUAUUUACAUCUGGGUAAAUUUACAACAGGAUUCCUCAUUUCAAAUAUUUUUAGUAUUUUUAGAGAGCUUAGCAGAAAUUUUAAUUAGACUUAUUUAUUAAUGUAAAUUGUCUGUAUAUAUUUUCACUCUCUUAUGUUUUUACUCCUGUGGAACAAUCAUUUUAAGUCUUUUUCUUGUGGGGUAUUUUGAAUGGUGCAUUCUGUUCUCUAUGAAAGUAUAAAGCUGGUCUGCUCUUACUCUCGUCUUUUUGAGGCACUUUUCUGUUUGUGGGGUUUUGCACUUGUGUUUUUCUUUUUUU